Fusarium odoratissimum NRRL 54006 is the source of this 2208-nucleotide messenger RNA. RefSeq lists its product as uncharacterized. Bases 485 to 1942 code for a protein of 485 amino acids. Gene Ontology annotation, molecular function: zinc ion transmembrane transporter activity. Lineage: Eukaryota; Fungi; Ascomycota; Sordariomycetes; Hypocreales; Nectriaceae. The record is from RefSeq and is a predicted model, not a curated record. The transcript is spliced from 7 exons. Gene Ontology annotation, cellular component: plasma membrane. Gene Ontology annotation, biological process: zinc ion transmembrane transport.
AUCUCUUCUAGAAAAGGCUUCUCGUAGACAUCCAGGUCAUCCAAUGUCGCCCCACGGUUCUUUUUGUUCGGUGCCAAGAGCCCUGUUGGAGUUUCACUGACAAAGAGAGGACCUUGAUGUUCACCUAUUCCCCCACGCUAAAUGAAGUUGCCUCUCGCAGUAGCUAUACAUAAUAAGCUUAAACAUCCAGAGUUUAUUCUUUUUUUUUUGCAGCAUCAUUCAACUCAUAUGAAAAUCUCUAUCAUGGCUCGUGUCAAGAGUUUCUUCGAGAGCCGUCGUGCCACUAUGAUCGCUGGGUCUCUCCUCUUCGUCGUCGCUGUUUCUGCGACGGCGAACCCAGGGGCUGUCAAGAGACAGGCGUCUGCCACUGCGACCAAGACCGGCAUUGACUUUGAGAGCUUGACGGGCUGUCAUAUGCAUGGUCCUACUCAGUACGUGCCUCGUUUCUCCCUUGCGCAAGAUAUGUUGACAGUGUAGGUUCUGUAUGGAUGGCUCUGAUGAGUAUCAGAUCGUUCUUGAAGCGACCAUGACAAAGGAUCCUCCCACUUCGUACACAGACUGCCACAGCCAUGGCUCAGACACAUACUGCAUGAACCCCAACGGCGGAGAAGUCCAGGUCCUCGUGGAAGGUGCUACAGCCACUACUCAGACCGCCAAAGAAACUGCUGCCGCGAAGAAGGACGAGAUCACUGCCGUGUCUGACUGCCACAUGCAUGAGGCGUCUCUCUACUGCAUAGGCCCCAGCUCAUCAGAAUACUACGUCCAGACUACCAUCACCAACACCGAGGAGUAUCCCGCUCAACUCACAAGCUGCCACAGCCAUGGCGAAGAAACUUACUGCAUGUCCGAUGACGGCGAAGCUCCCAUUCUCCCAGCUGCAGAUGUCGAAUCCGGUAAAGCAGACCCUCAGCAAGAGCAUUGCCAUUUCCACGCAGGCGUCGAACACUGCGUCGGCGGUGGCUCCGAAGAGGGCGGUCAGCGAGACUGCGGUCGUAAAGACAGAGACUACAAGAUCGGCAUUCGUAUCGGAAUGCUGUUCGUCGUUCUGGUCGCCAGUUCCAUUGGUGUCUUUGGACCGAUUCUCAUGUCGACGUUUGUUCCCGUGCGAUCGAACAUUGUCCUCACGAUUCUCAAGCAGUUCGGUACUGGAGUUAUUAUCUCGACUGCCUUUGUUCACUUGUUCACCCAUGCGUUCAUGAUGUUUGGCAACGAAUGUCUUGGCGAGCUGCAAUACGAAGCUACUACUGCUGCUAUCGUUAUGGCUGGUCUCUUCAUUUCGUUCCUUAUUGAGUUCUGUGUUCAGCGCGCCAUGCGAUGGCAGUUGACCAAGAAGACCGAGACCGACUCAGCUUACUUGUCACCUAAGGCUGUGGAGAAAGCCGAGAUGGCCAACAUUACCAUCAUGGAAGCUGGUAUCAUCUUCCACUCAAUCCUCAUCGGCAUCACUCUUGUUGUAGCAGGAGACUCCUUCUUCAUCACCCUCUCCAUCGUCAUCAUCUUUCACCAACUUUUUGAAGGUAUUGCCCUCGGUACACGAAUCGCCUCGCUUGGCUAUGGUCAAAUGCCCCUCGCUCUGGGUCACUCACACUCACACUCUACACCACCUCCAUCCGUUGAACGAACCGGAACAUCUACUGUCCCUCUGUGGAAGAAACUCGUCCUUGCUUCUGGCUUCGCCAUCGUCACCCCCAUCGGCAUGGCGAUUGGUAUUGGUGUUCUGAACGUCUUCAACGGAAACGACCCUGCUACCUUGAUCGCUAUUGGUACUCUGGAUGCUUUGUCCGCUGGUAUCCUCGUCUGGGUUGGUCUAGUUGAGAUGUGGGCUCAGGAUUGGAUGCUGGGAGGUGAACUCAGCGAUGCUAGCCCCCUUACUACGCUUUUGGCUCUGUUUGGUUUGGUCUGCGGCAUGGUCCUCAUGAGCUUGCUUGGAAAGUGGGCUUAAACGGUCGGUUGUUGGAAUGCAUGGAGAGCACGAUGCGACGCCGGUGACGUCCAUCGCAGUAGUCAAGAAGAUCACUCAUUAGAGAUAUAGAAACAAGCAGCACACACAUACAGUGUACAGCAUUCAAUUCUCUUGCACUCUCUGUCGCUCCCUGGGAGCUUAGUGACUUAGAACUUCGGGAGUUCCUCAAAGGUGAUAUACUGAAUGGGUCCAAUUGAACCCAAUACGCAGCGCCUUAUACUCUGCCGUGAUCACAUCUCAUCCUC